AUGUUGGAACUGGUUGCACUUCUCAGUCUCCUGGUAUCUUUGGUAACUGGAUCAUUGGCUAUCACAUUGACAUCAUUGUUUACUGAAAACCGAAUUGUACUGAUUAUUAUAGCAUGUUCCUCUAUUUUAUAUUCCUUCACUGUUCUAAUUAGACUAGUUCUAUUCAUGCCUUUGAAUAAAUAUUUCAUACGAUCAACGAAUAUAUUUUUUCAAAUAUUGACUUUAGCAUGUUCUGUACAAUAUUUUAAUGAAACAACUAAGCAUGUUCCACAUCUAAGCAAAUUAAACAAACAUUUAACAAUAGCAUUUCAGUCUGCACUAUUAUUCAGUCUUUUUUUUAACGGUAUAUUUACAGGAUGUGAUAAUUCUGAACGGAAAGUUGAAACAGAAUCACAACAAGCCUACCAAGACGAUGAAGAGAAGAAAUUACAAUCUUUUAAUGUGGAUAGUGGUAUAAACGACAGAUUUAUCCCAUUGAAAAAUUCCACACAAACUUUAACCCCAGAUAUGGCUAAUGGAUAUAUUAAUUCUGAAAACAAGGCCAACUGGGUUAUGAGUGAGUUUGGUAAAACUAAGGUGUCCGAUGAAAUAUCUAAUUCUUCUGUUGUUAGACAUCAAUUGACUCCCAUUAAAUUUCCAUAUAGAUCGAGAUCAUCCACCUCUAACAGUACAACAGAUAAAAUUCACAAAAAAACUUCUAUCAAAUUCAGAUCACCUAAAUUAAACUUGAAGUCCCCAUUCAAAUACAAGAAGAAUCAUGUAAUACAGGAAAAUUUAGAAAAUGAAGAAAAAUUACCAAAUAAUAAGACAAAUUUAACUGCCAGAUAUGUGACAAGAUUAUCAACCAUUUCUGAUUUACCAAAAAGUUUCCUGAAUAUGUUGUCAAACGCAUCAUCUACUGAGGUGAACAGAGUUGAUAGACCUGUCUCGGCAGUUAUGGAAUCUGCUAAUAUGAGAAAUCAACAGCCACUAUCAAACGAAACAUUACUUAAGUCAAGAUCCCAAAUGAAACUAGAACGUGAUGCAAUUGAGAGAAUGGAUCACACAUUAUUACCAUCAUUUUUAAACAUCCCUUGUCCUAUAGCAAUAGAACAGUCUGCACCUAGUAUUAAGACAGAGGCAACCCGUCCUUUGUCACCUUUAAUAACCCAAAACCAAAUCAAUGAAGAUGAUGGAAUCGAAGGAGAAAGUACUGGAACAUUAAAUAUGGACCAUGAUAAUCGACAAAAAUAUGGUGACUUCAGUGAGCAAAGCAUAAAUAUUUUAGAACAGACCGAACUCGCUGAUAUAUCCGAAGUCCCAGGAGAAUCAUUCUUGGAAGAUUCAUAUGAGUUGGAAAAGCCUACACAUAUAGAGCUACCUCAAAAUGUUACAUUAGAUAUGUGGGAAAAGGAAGGUCACAAAUACUUGGAGAGAGCUGACAGUUUCCAAAAUCAACGUAUAAACCGAAAUAAAAACAUAUUCACAGAAUUUCAGUUAGGUAAUGAUGAAGUAGCUCCUCUUACACCUAUUUCUCCAGUAUUGAAUAGGAAAAGCAACUUUAAAUUUCCCUUGAAACAAAUUAUUGAAACACCCCAAAACCCUAAUGAACCUCAUAUAUCUCAACAGGAUGAUAUGUCAAGCUCUGAUGCAGUAAGUGAAUUGGAUCGUUAUUUAAAGGAAUUAAGCAUUACUGAAGAAGAUCCUGGGCAUUUGUUGGAAGAAAGUUUUAGAAAUGAUAAUCCUACAUCAACUAUUUUAGAAAAUUCUUAUAGGGAAUUAAGGGAUGCCGAAAAUAAUCAUUCCCCAACGAAAUCGCUAGUUUCAAUAAUUAGUUCUGGUAGUAUGAAACAACAGAAAUCUCAAAAUGCGAUCAAUAAUUUAUUACAUCGUUCCACAUCACAUGUCAAGUCGAAUUCACAAGUAAGUUUUAGAUUUCCUACUAACGGAAGUAACGCUAUCUUAUCAUCAACUCAGUCAUCCCCGAUUAAGUCAAACAGUUUUAAAAGAUUUAGUAAGAAACUAUCCAUUUCAAAUUUAAAUGAUCCCCAUUCACAUUCAAGGUCAACUGAACAUCCUUUUGAUAUGCAUAAUGUAUACGCAAAGGAGCAUAAUAGGGGAAGGAGUGUAGAUUUCACGUAUCUACGUUCAAUACAGAGCCAGCAUUCACCUUCUAAAUCGGUAACGACUACAAAUUCAAUUGGUAAUUCCAGUAGACGCAACAGUGCCGUCCCUGAAAGUGCAACAAGAACUAUUAGUAAGAUAUUUCAAAAUAAACAUGGAGAUAGUACAUAUCUCAUGAAUUCCGAAGACUUAUUUAACAUCACUCUAAAGCAUCGAACAGAACUAUCCCUAUCUCAAGAGCAAGCAAUUUCUGAUGAUUCCGCAAUAGAAUCACAAGAAUCAGGACCAAGUUAUCCAGAUAGUGUAGUUGGUGAGUAUGAUAGAGAGAGGUGGACCACCUUACAGAACCUUCAACUCGAACAAACCAUGGGAGAAGUUGUUGAUGAAUUCAUUUCUUAA
Molecule: messenger RNA, 2502 nt
Organism: Maudiozyma barnettii
Lineage: Eukaryota; Fungi; Ascomycota; Saccharomycetes; Saccharomycetales; Saccharomycetaceae
Gene: IRC8
Product: Irc8p
Exons: 1
Coding region: 1-2502 (833 amino acids)
Source: RefSeq, a predicted model, not a curated record